AUGAAUCAAUCCACAUACCUGUGGGUUACCCGGUGCAUACCAGUGCUCAGCUGUGUCGGCAUUGGUGUCCUGCUCUUCCUCUCAUUCGUUGUCGCUCCCUACGGCCGCGGCGAGAAGGGCAAGCAUCAUGGUGAAGCGACCUACCCACAGCUGCUCCUCAGCGGCUACUGCAUCUUCCUACACAUGCUCUCAGUCAUCUUCCCAUUCCGUCUGGUUUGGGCCAUGUCCGACUUGACCAAGAACAUUCGCGAGGCCGCCAGCGUCAUGCCCAACACUCGCCGACGACGCGUCCAGAGCAUCAAGAACGACGAAGGCACCGCUCAAUUCCCCGUCCCAUUGUUCGUCAUCCUGAUUCCGGCAUACAAAGAGGAGGUUGAUACCCUGGAAGAGACCCUACGCGUUUUGGCUUCACACCCGCAGGCGAGGCACAGCUACCAUGUCUACCUGGCUAUGGAGGAGAAGGAAGAGAAAUCCGCCUUGAAGGCCGCCAGCUUGUGCUCCGGUUUCGAGAAGUGCUUUUUCCGUAUGAGCUACACCAUGCACCCAGCUGGAAUCCCUGGUGAGGCACAGGGCAAGAGCAGCAACGAGAACUGGGCUGCCAAGGAGGCCAUGAAGGAAUACUCCGACCCUCUCGUUCGCCAAAACACGAUCAUCACCACCAUGGAUGCCGACACUCACCUCUCCUCCCGCUACUUCACCCAGAUCGCUCGUAUGCACACGGAACACGCCGAGACCAACGAGACCACCAUCUACGUUCCUCCGCUUGUCUUCGACCGUAACCUCCACAACAUCCCGCUCCCGGUCCGAACUGCCGAUAUGAUGUGGGCUGGAGCCGGAAUUUCCAGUCUGCACAGCGCCUCCACCGUCUGCAUCCCUACCUCCGUCUACUCCCUGCCUAUGACUCUCGUCGAACAUGUCGGAGGAUGGGACACCGACCCAGGUUCAAUUGGUGAAGAUCUUCACAUGUACCUCAAGUGUUUCUUCGCUCUGUCUGGUAAUCUCACCACCCGCAUCGUCUACGCCUCCGCCAGUCAAUGCAACGUCAGUGCCGACACCAAGGGCAUCAAGGGUUACUACGACGGUCUCGCCGCACGAUACAAGCAAGCUCUCCGUCACAUGUGGGGUUCCCUGGACAGUGGUUUCGCCGUUCGUGAGGCGUUGAAGAUGUUCCAAAGACACCAGAAGGCUGCCAGCGCUCAAGAGAGUGACUUGCCUACUACUUCACCAGAGUUCGUAUCCCCAAGAUCUAUCACUGGAGAACAUGUGCUGACCUCUUCCUCCAACAGGGCCAAUUGGACUGCUUUCUACGCUAGCACCGGUCUCCACAAGUCUCUGAUUCCGAAGAUGGCCGAUGGCGAGCGCUGCCCCCCUCGAUCGAUCAACAAGUACAACCUGAUGACCGUCUUCCACCGUCUGUUCGAGGCUCACUUCCUUCCCAUCCAUUUGGCUGUCAUCCUCUCGACAAGCGGAAUCUACACCCUGUUCUAUCCGACGUUCCUGAUUCCCCCGACCUUGAAGAUGGCGCUCGACAUUUCGGGUUGGUGCCGGCUUUGCGGUUUCUGCACCAUGCUCUUCUUCUUCUACCUGUACGAACGCUACCACCGCCUCUGCGUUGGUCUCCGACAAGAGGAGAUGCGUCGUGCUGGCAUGCUCGAGGACAUGAAGCAGGGCGAUGGAUUCACCCAUAACACCUUCCAGUUCGCUGGUAUCCUGGAAGCCGUCCUCUUCCCGAUCGGCGGUUUCGCGUUCGGUGCCAUUCCCGCGUUACACGCUGCGAUAUGCCAUCUGUUUACCGACAGGCUGACAUACGUGGUGAGCUUGAAGCCGAAUUUUGCUCUCAAACAAUGGAAGGAUGUCAGCACCAUCGCCCCAUGA
This is a messenger RNA of Dissoconium aciculare CBS 342.82, 1875 nucleotides long. RefSeq lists its product as uncharacterized. The record is from RefSeq and is a predicted model, not a curated record. The transcript is spliced from 3 exons. NCBI's taxonomy places the organism in Eukaryota, Fungi, Ascomycota, Dothideomycetes, Mycosphaerellales, Dissoconiaceae. The coding region runs from base 1 to 1875 and encodes 624 amino acids.